GCCCGGUCCACAUACCGCGACCUUAAAAUGGCGAGUCGGGGUACAGUCUCCGGGAGAUAGAGGCAUCGGAUGGGAGACUGAUCUUCCAAGUUCCCUGCGCUUCUGAGUCUUGGCGCUCCUCUCGCCAGGCGUCACACGCUCCCGACCCGGCCUCUGCAGUGGCGCAGGCGCUGAGAGCUUUCUUCCCAGAGUAGCCCGGAGGCGUGGCGACUUCUGAGUCUAGUGAGGAAGAGGGAAGUGGCGUCCGCGGAGGCCAGAGCCGCGUGAAGAGUUCGUUGACAUUUGAAGACGUGGCUGUGCAUUUUUCUGAAGAAGAAUGGAAAUUACUGGCCCCUACUCAGAAGACCCUCUACAAUGAAGUAAUGCAGGAAAACUAUGAGACUGUCAUCUCUCUAGGGUUAAAGCUCAAAAAUGACACUGGAAAUGACCCACCUAUGUCUACUUCUACAUUAGAAAUACAAACAUCAGGAUGCAAAGUAUUAAGAAAGGCCAGAAUGAAAGUUGCCCAGAAAACAACGGACAAAGAAAAUCAUGGUGGUACACAUAAGGUACGGAAACGGCCUCGAGCUUUUCUGGUGAAGAAGAGAAAGAAACUUUCAACUUGUAAGCAAGAGCUUCCAAAACAUAUGGAUCUUCACGGGAAAGGCCAUGCAGGAGAGAAACCUUUUAAAUGUCAGGAAUGUGGGAAAGGCUUCAGAGUCAGCUCUGACCUAAUUAAGCAUCAGAGAAUUCACACUGAAGAGAAACCCUAUAAAUGUCAACAGUGUGAUAAGAGGUUUAGAUGGAGUUCAGAUUUAAAUAAGCACUUAAUGGCACACCAAGGAAUAAAACCAUAUAGAUGCUCAUGGUGUGGGAAAAGCUUUAGUCAUAACACAAAUCUACACACACACCUAAGAAUUCACACAGGAGAGAAGCCCUUUAAAUGUCAUGAAUGUGGAAAAAGAUUCAUUCAGAACUCACACCUUAUUAAACACCAAAGAACCCACACAGGUGAGCAGCCUUAUUCCUGUAGCAUAUGUAGGAGAAACUUCAGCAGGCGGUCAAGCCUUCUUAGACACCAAAAGCUCCACGGGAGAAAGGAAUCAUGUCCAGAAUCUCCAGUCUGAAGAAAGUCACCAUAUGGAGCUUGACCCUAGAGGCAAUAAAAGAAUACAAAAUCAUGAGGCACCUAGGAUUCUAUCAUUAACAGAAAAUUUGGGAGGGGUACAUGUCAUGCUUCACAUAAAGGAAUCUAAGUUGUCUCUCUUAUUCAGCAUUGUGUCUUUAGUGCCUAGCACAAGACUGAUAACAUAAUGGGUACUUUUUAAAUAAAAGAAUGAAAAUAUAGCAAUCAUA
This is a messenger RNA of Myotis lucifugus (little brown bat), 1335 nucleotides long. RefSeq names its product zinc finger protein 75D (gene ZNF75D). Gene Ontology annotation, biological process: regulation of transcription by RNA polymerase II. Lineage: Eukaryota; Metazoa; Chordata; Mammalia; Chiroptera; Vespertilionidae. Gene Ontology annotation, molecular function: DNA-binding transcription factor activity, RNA polymerase II-specific; RNA polymerase II cis-regulatory region sequence-specific DNA binding. Bases 363 to 1106 code for a protein of 247 amino acids. The transcript is spliced from 3 exons. The record is from RefSeq and is a predicted model, not a curated record.